ACUUUUUUGAUUAAGGAAAUUGAAAACUUUCCUCAAAGUAAGCUUCAAACUAGGAACUGUCAUCAUCUUUGUACAAGAAACCAUCAAAUGAACACAUCUAAUAGACGUACACAAACACGCAUACAUCUCGGUAGUGAGGACUAGCACUGUACAUCCUGUGUUGAGCUGUUUGAAGCAAAGAUGGGCGAGGUGAAACAGCACUGUCACCAGACCUUCCAUCACUUUGUGGAGGUGACGUCAGUGGGCCAGAAGCUGUCUGACGCCGACAAGGAGGAGAUCAAGGACAAAGGCGUCAACAAGAUGCUGAAAGAGUGUUGUGGUGACGAUGUGGCUAAAGCGGCCGAGGCUCAAGUUUUCCCGAAAUACUGCGAUAAAAAGACGAAAAAGUUGACAUUCGAGGUGUUUUUCGGCGACUUCCUGUCUGAACUGGCCGCUUGCGUCAUACAGAACAAGAAGAAGCUUCCCAAACGUCCAGAGCUCACAGACGGUGAGGUGGUCCAGUUCUGCAAUGACCUCAAGGGCAAAAUUGCGGCUAAGCAUGACCUCAAAACAAAGGAAAUGAAAGUUGACGCUACCACAGCGAGGCUGACGGACACGAGCAACUACACCGGCACACACAAGGAACGUUUCGACGAGUCGGGCAAGGGGAAAGGCCUGGAGGGUCGAGAAAAUGUGGACAGCGGCUCAGGGUACGUCCAGGGCUACAAGAACGAAGGAUCCUACGAAAAAAAGUGAAGCUAAACGAGAAGUUCAACAUCAGAACGAUCUUUAAAAAACGAUGCAAACUGAAAGUAUAACAAUGCACUUUCAACU
This is a messenger RNA of Physella acuta, 813 nucleotides long. RefSeq names its product tubulin polymerization-promoting protein family member 2-like. Gene Ontology annotation, cellular component: microtubule. The record is from RefSeq and is a predicted model, not a curated record. Gene Ontology annotation, molecular function: tubulin binding. NCBI's taxonomy places the organism in Eukaryota, Metazoa, Mollusca, Gastropoda, Physidae. Gene Ontology annotation, biological process: positive regulation of protein polymerization; microtubule polymerization; microtubule bundle formation.